ACCCCUUUGAAACAUGAAGAUGAGCAGAUACAUUGACGUUAAUGGACCACAUAUCCAGAUGGUGUCUACAUACAUAAACACUAGAAUACUCCCAAUCCAUAACCCCACCCCCCCACCCCUCCUUUUCUUUGUUAGUUGAGCUAUAAAUACUUUAAUUUGGGACUUUCCUCUUCCUCCUUCCCAGUAAACCCAUUACAGAGAGGAGAGAAAAAAAAUACGCAAAAGAAGAAACAAUUAUCUUUGUUUCUCUUUUUUCUCUCUUUCCUCUAGGGUUUCUCUUUUUUCUCCUUCUUUCCUCUAGGUUUCUCUUUUUCCUCUGAGCUGAUUGUAAAGCCACCGCUUUUAAUCCAUUUGAACAGAGCUCUUAGCCUAAAGAAGCUUUUCGCAAUAAUGGUGUUCUGGAUUUUCGGCUAUGGCUCCUUGGUGUGGAAUCCAGGUUUCGAAUAUGAUGAGAAAAUGAUAGGUUACAUCAAGGAUUAUAAGCGUGUGUUUGAUCUUGCUUGCAUUGAUCACCGAGGUACACCAGAACACCCUGCAAGAACUUGCACAUUGGAAGAAAGUGAAGGAGCUAUUUGCUGGGGUGCUGUAUAUUGUGUGCGAGGUGGGCCUGAAAAGGAAAAGAAGGCAAUGGAGUAUCUUGAAAGAAGAGAGUGUGAGUACGACAGCAAGACCUCAGUGGACUUCUACACGGAUGAAGACUCUGAGCAGCUAGCUUUAACGGGAGUAAUAGUGUUUACAUCCACUCCCGACAAAGUGAAUAAUAAGUACUACCUAGGGCCUGCCCCGAUGGAAGAGAUGGCCUGGCAAAUUGCGACUGCUCAUGGUCCCUGUGGCGACAACAGAGAAUAUAUAUUCAAAAUGGAAAAGGCUCUAUAUGAUAUUGGUCACGAAGAUGAUUACAUCAUUGAGCUUGCAAAUGAAGUGCGGAAAGUUCUUGAAAUCGUGAAUGCUGGGAUUCAGAAGGAGAAGAAGUUACUUGGUACUUCACACAUCCCGCGCAAGACCCAAACUUCACCUGUGAAACUCUUUUCCUUGCCAGAAGCAGCUGCUGUUGCUGUUGCUGUCGCUGCGGACUCAUGAAAAAUAAAACUAACUGGAAGAGAAUUGAGUGUUAUGAUGGAGUAGGGAGUUCACUAUGAGAAUUGUUAAGGUGGGUUCUAAGUUUGUUUCUUACUUUUGACCAGAUUAACGUAAUGUAGUAACAUUGUUGUUGAAUUUUAUCCAAAAACUUGCCACGUUUAGUACUA
Capsicum annuum is the source of this 1247-nucleotide messenger RNA. RefSeq names its product gamma-glutamylcyclotransferase 2-1. NCBI's taxonomy places the organism in Eukaryota, Viridiplantae, Streptophyta, Magnoliopsida, Solanales, Solanaceae. The record is from RefSeq and is a predicted model, not a curated record. Gene Ontology annotation, cellular component: cytoplasm. The coding region runs from base 391 to 1080 and encodes 229 amino acids. Gene Ontology annotation, biological process: glutathione catabolic process. Gene Ontology annotation, molecular function: gamma-glutamylcyclotransferase activity; glutathione specific gamma-glutamylcyclotransferase activity. The transcript is spliced from 8 exons.